AAGCUUUCAUUUGAUAUAGGGGCUUUUUAAGUAUCUACAGUUUAAACCGGACGCGCUAUAUCGCUUGGACGCAAAAAACCUCUAAAGGUAUACGGUAACCUUAAUUAGGAGAGCUGUUUUACUGUACACUUAUACUCGGUAGUGCUCUUAAAGUUCGUCCAAGGCAUAGGAUGCUUAAAACUAACCCCCAUAUUACUCAAAACAGAUAUCAGAAAUGCUGGACUUUGACGGUUACAUUUCAUUUACUUCCCAACCACAGAAUUGAACCAAGAAGAAUAUCAUCAGACACGAUUUUGCAUUCUCCUGUAAACUGGCAGCACUAGUACAGGGCUACAACAAUCAUCCGCAUCUGCCUACCCAACAAACAAAUGUGGUUAAACGUCCUACAGAAAACCCACCAGCUAUGACACAAUAUCAAAUCCAAUGUUUUUAUUAAACAAACACUGCUAGAUACACUUUGUUUUGAUUCUCGGUUUUUGUGCUCGCCGCGACACGCAAACCCUUUCACAUGUGUAAUACUGACGAUAAAGAGGAAAAGAGUCACGUGAUAGCACGACAUGAAGUUUUAUCUUUCGGAUUAAACCAAGACAAAUUACGUCUACGAAUGAAUCUUUCUGUUUAAGUCGAUAUAAAUCAAGUUGCGCACGUCGUCUUGAAUAAUUGAUUUAUGGUUUCUGGUGCCCCUCUGUUUGAGUGCUUGUGGAAUACCUGUCACUAAUAUGUCUUUAAUUGGCUUUGUUCAAAUUUAAUUGACUGGCUUUGCAAAUCACAGCAAGUGAUUUAAUGUUAUUUAAACGCCUUGUGCGACAAAGCAUCGAGGAUACCACUUUGCAACAAAUCACCCAACCUUGCGCUAAGCUCUUCGGUAUGAACUCUGAGGAAGGGCACGUGAAACGGCCCAUGAAUUGUUUCAUGGUCUGGAGUCGAGAAAAGCGCUACCAUAUCCUGAAAGAACAUCCGGGGAUUAACAACGCUGAAGUUAGCAAAGCACUAGGUGCAGCAUGGCGAAAACUCUCUGAGCAAGACAAAGAACCGUAUAUAGAGGAAGCGCGAAGACUCACAGAACAACACAAGAUGGAGAACCCAGGGUACAAGUACCAACCAAAACGACGCAAGUCUAAAAGGAAGAGAAAACCAGACAAGAAAACAAGUGCAUCAACAACGCCUUAUAAGAAAAGCGAAACCCGAAAAUCAUCUGGUGAAAAGAUAUACUUGCCGUUUAAAAUCAUGUCCAGGCCAAGCAUAUUGCAACUCGAUGAAUUGAGUGGAAGGCCUUCAGUUUGCUUUCCACCACAGCUUGGUUUGCCUUGCUUCUCGCCAGCCUUUCAUGCAGGCACACACGGAUUGUGUUCGUGUCAUCAUUUCUACCCUUCGUCUCAUUAUUACCCCUCUUGGGCUGGUGGACCGCAUGAGCAACUCUACAAUAUCGGCUGUGCUUCUUAUUUUAGACCUUUCAACGUUCAGGAAAAGCCACAACCAGAUCGCAAAGGGGAAACCAUCUUCCGUCAUUACAAGAUGUGAUUCAAAUCGUGAUUCAAUCUUUAAGUUUUUUUUAUUAUCAUUAUUAUUUUGUAUAUAGUAACUUAGCAGAAAAGUGUCUUGCUGAUAUGGAAAACGGUGCCAAAUUUGAGAUCAGAGAACUAUGACUGUCUCAUAGUACCCGCCACUAAUAACAUGCCAUGAACCAAUAUCUUUAAUAAGAGCCUCUUCCAAGCUUUGACACCUACAAAAUCUUUUUUUCAAACUCAUGUUUUCCUAUAUUUAACAAUGGCCAGGAGACUAUGAUUGAAAUUAACGUGGACCUCGGUCGUAAUUCACUAUAUAUGCAUUGUAGACUAUUGCCAAACUACCUUUAAUACACUGACAGUUAGCAGGCAACUUUAGUCACUUUAGUGGUUUGCAUGUUUAUCUUUUUGCUAAGAAGAGGCACUUGUUUUCACGCAGAGAUGCUAAUAACUUAAUCGAAAGCCACGCUUCAAACGAAAACAUGUCACAGCAUAUUUGACCACAAUACGUUGUUUACUAUGAAUUUGAAGUGAUACAAUAUAGUUUAUGAAUUCAGUCGUUCGAGCUGUGAUUUGAAAAGAUGAGAGGCCCCAUGGCGAGUGGCUGGGCCCGUUUUGAUUCAUACGUACAACUCCCUCCCCAAAUCCUGGCGCAACGAGUACUUCACUUGAACACUUACCUCAAGAUUAUUAUAGUGCAAUUACAAACCGAAAUGCAACAUGGUCAUGAUGCAACAUAUUGCACUUUUCAAUACUGUCUUUAAG
This is a messenger RNA of Orbicella faveolata, 2270 nucleotides long. RefSeq lists its product as uncharacterized. NCBI's taxonomy places the organism in Eukaryota, Metazoa, Cnidaria, Anthozoa, Scleractinia, Merulinidae. Gene Ontology annotation, biological process: cell differentiation; positive regulation of transcription by RNA polymerase II. Gene Ontology annotation, molecular function: DNA-binding transcription activator activity, RNA polymerase II-specific; RNA polymerase II cis-regulatory region sequence-specific DNA binding. The record is from RefSeq and is a predicted model, not a curated record. Gene Ontology annotation, cellular component: nucleus.